Physella acuta is the source of this 2964-nucleotide messenger RNA. RefSeq names its product solute carrier family 12 member 8. Gene Ontology annotation, cellular component: membrane. Lineage: Eukaryota; Metazoa; Mollusca; Gastropoda; Physidae. The record is from RefSeq and is a predicted model, not a curated record. Gene Ontology annotation, molecular function: potassium:chloride symporter activity. Gene Ontology annotation, biological process: cell volume homeostasis; chloride transmembrane transport; potassium ion import across plasma membrane.
UGUCAGACUAGCGCUCCAAGCUACUGUCAGGACGGUGCUAAAAGGACUCACUCUUGGACUAGAUCUGUAAGGGGACACAGUCUCACAAGAUGGCGGACGAUGAGCGAGAGCUGGAAAACUCGGAGCUGAUCAGUGCAGCUGACAAGAAAGACACACGGGGCAAGGCUAUAGACUGGAGCAGGUUUGGCCUGAGUAAAGACCCGCAACCUGGGCAGCAGAUCAAGUCCUACUCGUCCACUACCAACACGGCUGAGGCUGGUCUGGUUGGAGGGGACAUUGGUCAACAGAACGAACUGUACAGGGAAGAACAGGUGUCAUCCCAACCGUGGUGGAAGUCCAACUUUUUCCUCUCCCAGCCAGUGCUGUUUGGGACCUGGGAUGGUGUGUUCACGUCAUGCCUCAUCAACAUCCUUGGUGUUGUCAUUUUCCUCAGAAUGGGCUGGAUUGUGGGCAAUGCAGGCAUUGGUUUGUCUAUUGUGACAAUUCUGUUUGGGGUGUCCAUCAUUUUGAUUGUGGCCCUCAGUGCUAUUGGGGUGUGUGAGAGGUGCAAGGUUGGGAGUGGGGGCGUGUACUUCCUGAUCUCACACAUUCUUGGAGCGAGGAUUGGGGGCAGUAUAGGUAUCAUAUACUGCUUUGCUCAGUCUGUGGGUUGUUCUCUGAGCGUGAUGGGUUUUGGGGAGUCUAUUAUGAACCUCAUACAGCAGGAUAAUCCUUGGAUAGCUCGUGGCAUUGCGUUUGGUGUUGUCUUGCUAUUGUUAGGUGUCAAUGUGUCAGGGGUCAAGUGGGUCAUUAGGCUCCAGCUCCUGCUGCUACUGGUGUUGUUUCUGUCCAUCAUGGAUUUGUUUGUUGGUUCCUUUGUCCAUACAUCUCCAGUGAAUGGAGUCACAGGAUACAACGAUGUCAACUUUCUCAACAACUCUGGCCCAGACUACAGGAAUGGUGAAAACUUUUUCACCAUUUUUGGCCUUUUCUUUUCAACCAUCACUGGUGUACUGGCAGGGAUCAACAUGAGUGGGGACUUGAAAGACCCAUUUCACAACAUACCACAGGGAACUCUGGCUGCACUGGGUGUUGGAACCUUCUUGUACAUGUCACUGGUUCUGGUGCUUGGCGCCACCUGCAUGAGAGCUUACCUUAUAGCAGACUACAUGAUAGCUGAAAAGGUUUCCAUAGUAGGAGUGCUGUGGCUAGCUGGACUAUACCUGUCCUCUGUGUCUUCUUGUAUGGGCAGUUUGUAUGGACCUUCUAGAAUUCUUCAGUCUAUUGCUAAUGAAAAUGUUAUCCCUGUUAUAAAGUUCCUAGGCCAUGGGCGUGGACCAAACAAAGUCCCUCUGUUCGCUCUUCUCUCCAUCACCGUGGUGACGAUUCUCUUCAUCUGUGUCGGUGACGUCAACUCCUUAGCCCCUGUUGUCACGACAUCUUUCCUGCUGACCUAUGCUGCGGUGGACUACUCCUACUUUGUGCUGGCUAUGAGUUAUGACAAGAGACAGAUGCGUGAGGACAGGUACCAGAGGAGUCAUGAGGAUCAGCAGAGAAGAGACAGCGUAGGGAGCAAUGCCUCUAAUGGUUUUAUACAUGCAGAGAAACCAGUGGACAUUACUUUAAACAAAGAUUCUCUGGAGAAAUUUGCUGGUGACCUGGACAAGCUGUUCCCUGAGCGUUUGACACACAAGGGGCAAAGGUUAACGAACCAACCUGAUCAUGACAGCGCAGUUACCACCCCUGAAGCAGAUUUUGACGCCACAAAAACCAAAUUUGAUCCUGAGAAUCUCCACGCUGGGCAGCCAGAGGAUUUGUCUGACACUUCACGUUUGUUGGGUGUUAAGAGAAUGCCUAACACAGAGAUCACACAACAACCCAGGUCAUGGUAUGCUAUGAUGUGUAACAGAUGGCUCUCUCUUAUAGGGUGUUUGGUCUGUAUUGUGAUAAUGUUUACAACACAAUGGAUCUUCGCCCUUAUAGAGAUUCUAAUAUUCUUCCUAAUUUAUUUCUAUAUCGGAAAAGCAAGUCCUGGUUAUUUUCCUGGAAUAGCAGAAUUCAACUUUUAUGAAUGGCUAAAAGAAUUGUUUAACAGAUGCAGGAGAGGCUAUGUACCUAAAGAGCACAUAAUAGUUGCCCCAAAAACCCCAGCGUUGCAAACAACAGCUUCCCAGUUGACAGAAGACAAUGCAGAUUUUGCCAGUAGGGAGCGCUACCAUCAGUCAGAGGUCAUGCAGGGAGAGAACUUUGAUGAUUAUGACAGUGAUGGGCAGAAAUAACUAUUUUAGUAGAAGAUGAAUACAACAGCUGUGCUGUGAUGUAAGACACCCAUCUGUCAAACCAGAGCUACUCACAUGCAAUGAAGUCUACAGGGAUCACAAGUUGAUUAAUUUUAAUUAAUUAACUAAAAUCGAUACAAAGUGUUAUUGUAUUUAAAUUUGUAUCCGUUUUAUAAAUAUGUGAUACUAAAUUCAUCAUUUUACAAACAUUUUUAAAAUUAGUAACAAAUUUUCCUAAUUUUAAUUUUUACCUUCUGUUCUGUUAACAGAUUAUUUAUUGAAAACAAAACUUAAAGAACAAGUCACAGUAAUGGCUCAUGGUUUUGUUUUAAAAAUCAUAUUAACCCUUUUGCUGCUAAGGACUAGUACACAACAUGAGGACUACACUUAUUUUAAAUUGUGUUUAAAGAUGCUUUGUGUAUUAGAAGAAAACAUAAUCUCAUUCUAUAGCUAUAAUUAUAUUAAUAGUUUUUAGAUGCAUUUGCUUUUUUUAAAACUGUUAGUCAAAAGUAUUGAAUUUUGUGAUCCAGUUGACAUAUUGCAUGGUUUUGUUAUUCAAACAAAAAGAUACAGAAUGACAUCAAGUUCAUCUGAGUCUCUGUAAAUGAGACUGACUUAAAACACUUAAGUGAUCAAUGAUAUGAUGCAUUUAUUUGAUAUCAUUGUUGUGGUGAUUUCAUUUUGUUUUCAGUGGCAAGGCUCAAGA